CUUGUGACCGACCCCGGCCCGAGCUCGCGGGGACCACGGGGCCCGGCUGUGUGACCUUGGCCCGUCACCGCCCCUCUCUGCCUCGCUUUUGAUCCUCCUUCCAGCUGGUCGCCUCAAGAGUGCCGAAAGCGCGUCCUUUUCGCCGCCGGGUGGCCGCCUGGACUUCUUCCGGGCUCCAGCUGGAGACUCGGUUCUGUGACCUUGGAUAGGUGCCUUCUCCCUGCCCCUCAGUUUCCUCCCCUGGAGCACGGAUGAGUAAAGAGCCUUUGCGAUCUUAAGGAGAGGGAGUUGUGCUUGUUAAUACUCCAGGACUUCUGUUCUUGUCAUGCCCUCCCCUCCACCGCUAUUCUUCACGGCUUCUGGCGGUUAAGGAAGAAGGGCAGGAUCCUGAUGAAAUUGGUGUCGCGUUGGAAGCCACAAGCAAGAGGACAACAAAGAGAUGUAUUAAAGGACAAAAGAUGGAGGAAGAAGGUACAGAAGACAAUGGCCUGGAAGAAGAUUCCAGAGAUGGGCAGGAGGAUAUGGAUGCAGGUUUAGAGAGCUUGCAGAACCUUGACAUGAUGGAUGUGGGUGUGUUGGAAGAAAGCGAAGUUGAGAAUAGCAGUGCUCCCGACUUUGGGGAGGACGGCGCUGACAGCAUUCUCGGUUCCCUUUGUGAUAGCAAAGAAUACGUGGCGGCCCAACUGCAAGAGCUCCCGGCGCAGCUCACAGAGCAUGCUAGCAUGGACUUGGCUUCUUACCUUUUGGUUAAUCCAAGCAUCCCGGUCAUAAGCUUCAAACCUGGGAAAGGAAAAAAAAAUACAUUUGAGAAGGCAUGUUUUUGUAUUUCACUCAAGAAGGUGGAUGGGGAGGGCUUCGAGAACACUUUGGAUGCUUCAUCAUUGGACUUCAAAGUACCUCCGGAUAUUGAAGAACCUCUAUUGGAGCCAGAAAAUGAGAAAAUACUCGACAUUUUGGGGGAAACUUGUAAAUCUGAGCCAGUAAAAGAAGAAGGUUCCGAGCUGGAGCAGCCCUUUGCACAGGAUACAAGUAGCGUGGGGCCAGACAGAAAGCUUGCGGAGGAAGAGGACCUUUUUGGCAGCGCCCAUCCGGAGGAGGGUGAUUUAGAUUUGGCCAGCGAGUCAACAGCACAAGCUCAGUCGAGCAGGGCAGACACCCUGUUAGCGGUAGUGAAAAGGGAGCCCGUGGAGCAGCCAGGCGAUGGCGCGCGGACGGACUGUGAGCCUGUAGGGCUAGAGAAGCCAGUUGAGCAGAGUAGUAAAGCCUCAGAGCACACGGAAGCCUCUAGCGAGGAGGCCGCGGAAGCGCCCCCGGAAGCCUCAAGCCCAGGCCCCAGAGAUAGCAAAGAAGACGUGAAGAAGUUUGCUUUUGAAGCUUGUAAUGAAGUCCCUCCGGCUCCUAAAGAGUCCUCAGCCAGUGAGGGCGCUGAUCAGAAAAUGAGCUCUUUUAAGGAAGAAAAAGAUAUAAAGCCAAUCAUUAAAGAUGAAAAAGCAGGUCGCACCAGCAGCAGCUCUGGCCGGAACCUGUGGGUCAGUGGACUGUCCUCCACAACUCGAGCGACGGAUCUGAAGAACCUUUUCAACAAGUAUGGGAAGGUUGUUGGGGCCAAAGUGGUGACCAACGCCCGCAGUCCCGGAGCUCGGUGCUAUGGAUUUGUUACCAUGUCGACAUCUGAUGAAGCUACAAAGUGCAUCAGCCAUCUCCACAGAACUGAGCUGCAUGGAAGAAUGAUCUCCGUAGAGAAGGCCAAAAACGAACCUGCUGGGAAAAAGCUGUCUGACAGGAAAGAAUGUGAAGUGAAGAAAGAAAAAUUAUCUAGUGUUGACAGACAUCAUCCUGUGGAGAUCAAAAUUGAAAAAACUGCGAUUAAGAAGGAGGAGAAGAUGGAGAAAAAGGAGGAAAAAAAGCCUGAAGACAUUAAGAAGGAAGAAAAAGACGAGGAUGAGCCGAAACCAGGACCUACAAAUCGGUCCCGAGUCACCAAAUCAGGAAGCAGAGGAAUGGAACGGACGGUCGUGAUGGAUAAAUCGAAAGGAGAGCCUGUCAUUAGCGUGAAAACCACAAGCAGGUCAAAAGAGAGAAGCUCCAAGAGUCAGGAUCGCAAAUCAGAAAGCAAAGAGAAGAGAGACAUCUUGUCGUUUGAUAAAAUCAAAGAGCAAAGGGAGCGCGAGCGCCAGAGGCAGCGGGAACGGGAGAUCCGAGAGACGGAGAGGCGGCGAGAGCGCGAGCAGCGCGAGCGGGAGCAGCGCCUGGAGGCCUUCCACGAGCGCAAGGAGAAGGCGCGCCUGCAGCGGGAGCGCCUGCAGCUCGAGUGCCAGCGGCAGCGGCUGGAGCGCGAGCGCAUGGAGCGCGAGCGGCUGGAGCGCGAGCGCAUGCGCGUGGAGCGCGAGCGCCGCAAGGAGCAGGAGCGCAUCCACCGCGAGCGGGAGGAGCUGCGGCGCCAGCAGGAGCAGCUGCGCUACGAGCAGGAGCGGCGGCCGGUGCUGCGGAGGCCCUACGACGAUGGGCGGCGAGAUGAUGCUUAUUGGCCAGAAGGCAAGCGUGUGGCCAUGGAGGACAGGUACCGCCCAGACUUCCCUCGGCCUGAUCACCGCUUCCAUGACUUUGACCAUCGAGACCGGGGCCAAUACCAGGACCAUGUGGCUGACAGGAUCCGGUUUCACUCCCACCCUCAGGGAGAAGGCUUUAGAUGCAAGCCAGCUUUUUUGCACAGGAGGGAAGGUUCAAGGUCAGUGAUGGGAGAACGAGAUGGGCAACACUACUCAGACGACCGCCAUGGCCAUGGAGGACCACCAGAGCGCCACAGCCGGGACUCCCGGGACGGCUGGGGGGGCUACAGCUCUGACAAGAGGAUGAGUGAGGGUCGGGGGCCACUGCCUCCACCCAGGGCUGGACGUGACUGGGCGGAGCACAGUCAGAGGCUAGAAGAGCAUCCGGAGCGUGCGUGGCCAGGCUCGGUGGACACAGGCACGGCGGGCCGGGAGCAUGCGCGGUGGCAAGGUGGUGAGAGGGGCCUAUCUGGGCCCUCGGGGCCAGGACACCUGGCAAAUCGGGGCGGGAUGUCGGGGCGAGGCGGCUUUGCACAAGGCGGGCAUUCCCAGGGUCACAUGGUGCCCGGUGGCGGACUGGAAGGUGGAGGACUGGCCAGCCAGGACCGGGGCAGCAGAGUCCCGCACCCCCACCCCCACCCGUACCCCCACUUCACCCGUCGCUACUAAACCCCACUCACCCCGAGUGUCCAGGUAGGCAGAUGCACUGUUGAAUAAGCUCAGCCGGAAUUACCUUGAACUUGUGGAACCUUUUCAGAAACAAAAGCAAAUCCUGCCACCAUGUUGUAGCUCAAAACAAUGUGAAUUCACUUUUUUUUUUUAAAUAAACGUGUUCUUCUCUGCCAUUUUUAAGACAACAUUUCUGUUAACGAGGCAUUCCAUUUUCCAUUAAUAAAAGUUUAUGGUUCUCA
Mirounga angustirostris (Northern elephant seal) is the source of this 3460-nucleotide messenger RNA. It is a transcript of the gene SAFB2, whose product is annotated as scaffold attachment factor B2. Gene Ontology annotation, molecular function: sequence-specific DNA binding; RNA binding. Gene Ontology annotation, biological process: regulation of androgen receptor signaling pathway; regulation of transcription by RNA polymerase II; regulation of mRNA processing. Gene Ontology annotation, cellular component: nucleus. Bases 459 to 3218 code for a protein of 919 amino acids. Lineage: Eukaryota; Metazoa; Chordata; Mammalia; Carnivora; Phocidae. The record is from RefSeq and is a predicted model, not a curated record. The transcript is spliced from 23 exons.